UCUCAGCUCUUGCGGUGCAGGAGAGAGAGAGAGAGAGUUGGGUAGAAACAGAAAGGAGUUUGAAAGAGAGAAAAAAAGUUUUUUUUCAAAACUUUUUUUGCCCGGUUGCAAGAUUGUGUCCGUUUGGUGCGGUCACCACUGCGUCUGGAUGAGGGAGAAGUGAACAUAGAGCACCGGAGACUGAUCAAUAAUUAAAAAAAAAAAAAAAAAAAAAAAAAAAAAAAAGUUUGCCGAAAACCGCAGAAGCGAAGGACUUUGAUUUUUUUUUUUUUUUCCAGCGUGUGAAGGCUGGACAAAAUGGGGACGAGGAGCGGUUUAGAGGGUCUUUCUGGACUUAUUAUCUCCCUAAUAUUAAUAUCGCAACUUAUACACGUGGCCCAUGGAUCAAAGGUCUGGGGAGAGGUAGCUCUACCUGAGGACAUGGAGUCCCAUGCAGGCGGCAGACGGUGGGAGAAGUAUUUAGUCGAAUCAGAUGAUGAGGACUUUGCUGCAGAUGAAGCUUCCGGAGAUCUUGGCAGCGGUGAGGAUGGAAGCACUCCUGAACCCACUCCUAUCCCCACAUUAGUGCCAUCAACAACGCCCUCUCUGGAAUCUCCUUACAUUGCUAAAAUGAUCAGCCCUGAACACCAGGAACACAGCACUUUAAUAUACUACAGAGCCCUUGUGAACUUCACCAAUUCGCUACGCUACGGACCGCAGCUGGAAGACAUUUACUCUGAAGAGUUUCAGGAUAUAUCGGACGCUGUUGUUGAUACGCUUGAAUCUGAAUAUAGCAAGAUCCCAGGAAAUCAGGAUGUCAGCGUGGUUCUAAUCAAGCUGAUCGAUGGGUAUGAGUUUGUGGAGCUGGAUGUGGGUUCGGAUUUCAACAGCGAUGAUGCGCUGAUCCGCAGCGUGCUCUACUCCGUCGUUGAAGAGGGGUCCGUCGGCUCCUAUAGCACUUCCGUGGAGGGCUUUCAGUUCAGACGUCUCGGAGUAGCACAAACCCCACCACCUCCGGAAACAAUGGAGUUCGUAGUGAUCCCAAAACCCCGCCAGUGUAUGUCGGACGAGUUCACCUGCGGGGAUGGUGAGUGUAUCCUCCUGGAAUAUCGCUGUGACAACCGAGCAGACUGCCGGGACAUGUCGGACGAGACUGGCUGUGAUUUACAAACACUUGCACCCCCAGUCAAACCUACACCCCCAGUUAUCCCCACGACAACUGUGCGGCCAGCGACCACCCCUCGGCCCCCGCCUCCUCGCACCACGCCGAGAAAAGGCCUCCCUGGCCCCAUGAAACCCACCCCGGGCAGGCCCUGUCGAGUGGAUGAAGCAGUGUGCCAGAGUGGCCAGUGCAUCCUCAGAGACUACCUCUGUGAUGGGGAGAGGGACUGUGGAGACGGGAGCGACGAGCUCAACUGUGGCACUCCAUCCCCCUGUGAACCCAAUGAGUUUAAAUGCCGCAAUGGCAGGUGUGCCCUGAAGCUGUGGCGCUGUGAUGGAGACAAUGACUGUGGAGACAGCUCUGAUGAGGAGUACUGCCCCACCAAGGGUCCAGAUGACACUUGCGCCCCAGAUCAGUUCAUCUGCGUUACCGAUCGAGUCUGUAUCCCAGCCAGCUACCAGUGUGAUGAGGAGGCAGACUGCUCAGAUAGGUCUGAUGAGUAUGGCUGCACCCCUCCUCAGGUGACUAGCCCCCCUGAAGAGACCAUCAUGGCAGUCCGUGGUGAGACUGUGACCUUUUCCUGUUCAGCUGUUGGAGUCCCUACCCCCAUUAUCACCUGGAGGCUCAACUGGGGGCACAUUCCUGUCAGUGCGAGAAUUACGAUGAGCAGUAAGAAUGGACAAGGAACUCUGGUGAUUCGUGAUGUGAAGGAUGCCGACCAGGGGGCCUAUACUUGUGAGGCUAUCAAUGCCAAGGGGAUGGUGUUUGGCAUUCCUGAUGGAGUGCUUAUGAUCGAGCAAGGCCCUUGUCCCGGCGGUCACUUCAGCGUCGAGUCCAACUCUCGCUGUGUCUCUUGCUUCUGCUUUGGCAUCACCAAGAGUUGCCAGAACACCCGUCGCUAUAGAAACCAAAUCCGGCUGCGCUUCACUGAGGAAGAUGACUUUAAAGGGGUCGAUGUUUCUCUGCCCUCUAAGCCUGUGAGCCCACCUCUGACCAGCUCACAAAUCCUUAUCAACCCAGAGAUGGAGGAGUUCCAGUUGUUAGACCUGUCCAGGCGUUUCCUUAAUCUUGAGUCCUUCUGGACUCUGCCUAACCAGUUCCUGGGAAACAAGAUCGACUCGUACGGUGGGACUCUGAAAUACAAGGUGCGUUACACGCUGGCCAGGGGGCAGACCGAACCAGAGGACAGGCCGGACGUGGUGAUCGUGGGCAACGGGCAGAAGCUCAUCUACCGUAGGAGGAAACCCACCUCGCCCAAUGUGGUGAACCAGCAGGAGAUCCAGUUCACUGAGGAAAACUGGGAGCACGAAUCCAGAGCUUCUGUAUCCCGAGAGGACCUCAUGAUGACGCUGGUGAACCUCGAAGCCAUCAACAUCCGCACCGUGUACGACAGCAAGAUGGUGAGCGUGGGUCUGAGCGAUAUCAUCAUGGAUACCACCACAGUGGAGUACACCAACCAGGGCCCGGCCCUGUCUGUGGAGGAGUGCAGAUGCCCCCCUGGUUACACGGGCCUGUCCUGUGAGCGCUGCGCUGCAGAUUUCGAGCGUGUUUCAGGCAGUGAUUUCCUGGGCUUCUGUGCAGGCUGCAACUGUAACGGACACGCCAGCACCUGUGACCCAGUCGGUGGACGCUGCCUGAGCUGCCAGCAUAACACAGAGGGGCCUCAGUGUGAUAAGUGUCGGCCAGGCUUCUUUGGAGACCCAACGAGGGGUCGUCCGGACGACUGCAAGCCCUGCCCCUGUCCGUAUACCGAAACAACACGCCGGUUUUCUGCCACUUGUUUCCUGGAUACUGAUGGACUAGCAACUUGCGAUGCCUGUUCCGCAGGCUACACUGGGCGCCGCUGUGAAAAGUGUGCUGCUGGUUAUGAUGGCAACCCACUGCAACCAGGAGGCAAAUGUAUUCCUUCAAACAGCCUUUCCAAGUGUGAUACCAGGGGUACUGUGUCACCAACAAGUAGACAGUGUCUCUGUAAGCCCAAUGUUGUCGGUACCCUGUGUGACGAAUGCAAGACUGGCUCCUUCCAUCUGAGUCAGGAUAACCCUGACGGAUGCCUCCAGUGUUUCUGUAUGGGAGUCACCAAGCAGUGUGCCAGUUCCUCCUGGAACAGAGAGCAGGUGCGUGCUGCCCACAACGGGCAGGAGUUCACCCUGUCCAACUCUGCUAACACCAGGACCAUCAGCGAAGGCAUCAUUCUCCAAAGCUCUUCAGAGCUGACUUUCAGGUCUUUCUCAGAACACCCCACUGACGUGUACUACUGGGUCCUUCCAGAACGCUUCAGAGGAGACAAGGUUACUUCUUAUGGAGGGGAGCUCCAGUACACUGUGCUGUAUAAACCCAGGCCUGGCUCCCCCACAGUCCAGGGCAAGCCCGACGUCACCCUGCAAGGAAACGGCAUCUUCCUGGAACACUUCUCUGACAUCACCCCCAUUCCCGGGGUCCCAACCACCAUCACUGUGCCCUUCAGAGAGUCGGCCUGGCGGCGUUCUGAUGGCCAGCCCAGUACCCGUGAGCAUCUACUGAUGGCUCUGGCAGACACCAGCCUCUUCAUGAUCAGGGCUACACAUGCUGAAAGGAUGACCGAGUCCAGCAUUUCAAAUAUCCAUAUGGACAUUGCCGUACCCUACCCCACUGGGCAGGAGAGAGCAGCACAGGUGGAGGAGUGUGCCUGCCCGCCUGGCUACCGUGGACCCUCCUGCCAGGACUGUGACGUUGGGUACGUGCGCACAGGAAGUGGUCUGUACCUGGGUACUUGCGAGAGGUGUAACUGUAACGGACAUUCCAGCGAGUGUGACUUGGAGACUGGAGAGUGCCAGCAAUGUCAACACAACACAGCUGGGCCUCACUGUGAGAUCUGUAAACCUGGUUUCUAUGGCGACCCCAAAGAUGGAUCCCCAGAAGCAUGCAGGCCUUGUCCAUGUCCUGGGACCUCCCACUCAACACAGUUCUCUUUGACCUGCUUUUUGGAUACAGAUGGCCAGCCAACCUGUGACAACUGCCCAGCCAGCUACACUGGUCGACGCUGCGAGAGGUGUGCUGCAGGAUACUCUGGGAACCCACUCCUGGGGCGGUCGUGCAGCAGGAACGGGAAUAACAACGGGAACGAUUGCCGUUGUGACCCCAGAGGAAGUGCCAGUGACAGAUGUGAUGCCAAUGGGCAAUGCCUCUGCAAGAUGCACACGGAGGGCCCUACCUGCAGUAGCUGCAAACAUGGGCACUUCCACCUGAGUGCUGCUCUGCGGGAGGGCUGCCUGCCCUGCUUCUGUAUGGGAGUCACUCAGCAAUGCGUCAGCUCCUCUUACUACAGAGACCUGGUUUCCACGACGUUUUCUCCCGGAAACUUCCAGAACUUUGCCCUGGUGAACCGGCAACGCAGCACACGCAUCGUUACUGGAUUCUCAGUGGAAGUCGCCACUGACGGCACUCAGCUGUCACACAGCCGCUUCGGACAGCUGGGCCAGGAGGCGUUGUAUUGGCAACUUCCAGAGAACCUCCAAGGAGACAAGAGGGAGGCUUUCUUUGCCCGUAUGAGGCGAGCACACAAGAAAGAUUCAGCUUUGACUGAGGAGCAACUGAGGAAGGAUGCAGCUGUGUGGAAUUUCAUGGACUCCGUUGGCUCCAUGGGAGAAGCUCAUUCAAGGUCAAGGCGGUCGCUUAAGUCCUUGUCCAAAUUGGAGGAGAUAAAGCAGCUUGACGAUCAGAUAUGGGCGCUCAUCUCCAACUUUUCAUCCAGCCAACCCACCUCCUCUUCCUCCAGCCCUCAGCCGCUGGCCCCAGCUGAGAGCAGAGCUUUCUCUCGGCCCGUCUUCAUGGCUCCUGCUGGCCCUCCAGCCCCCCUGCAUCCCCGUGCUACCGCCCCCUCUCCUCCUUCUCCACCAUCUGGCUUCUCUUCCUCUUUCUCUGCCAGAGCUCCUCUGCCGCCCUCUCCUCUCAAUGCACCUCCUGGCUUCGCUUCCAGGCUCGUAGAGACUGAGAAAUAUCGGCAGGGUUUACCUGCACCUCAGGAACAAAGGCAGCAGUCCACAAACCUUAUCCCAGGCCUCCCUCUGUACCCCAGAGGCCCCAGGCCUGUCGACAAUGACAAGUAUGCUUUGGUCUACAGGGGUCUCAGCUUGCUUCCUGAUGGCCUCUUCUACUGGCAGCUCCCACAGCACUUCAAAGGGGAUAAGAUUGGAUCCUACGGUGGCCGCCUCCGGUACACUCUCUCCUACAAUGCUGGGGCGAGGGGAUCUCCAGUCCCUGAUGCUGAUGUGCAGAUCAUUGGUAAUGACAUCACUCUGGUUUCCUACCACCCUGAACAGCUGAGGCCCCGGGAGAGGAAGACCUUCGAAGUCAUUUUCAGAGAGCAAUACUGGAAGCGUCCGGAUGGAAUGCAGGCGACCCGGGAACACCUGAUGAUGGUCCUGGCUGACCUGGAUGAGAUCCUGGUCCGAGCCUCCUACUCCACUGACAUGCUGUCCACCAGCAUCUCGGGGGUCAGCAUGGAGGUGGCUGUGCCCACUUCCACCAGCUUGCCCCAGGCCCUGGAGGUGGAGCAGUGUGGCUGCCCGCCCGGCUACCAGGGACUGUCCUGCCAGGAUUGUGCUCCGGGCUACACCAGGACUGGAGGAGGGCUCUACCUGGGUCACUGUGAACUCUGUGACUGUAAUGGACACUCUGACUCCUGCCACCCAGAGACCGGUGUUUGUACGAGCUGUCUGCACAACACAUUUGGGCAGAUGUGUGAACAGUGCGCUUCUGGUUUCUAUGGCGACCCGACAGCCGGGACUCCAGAGGACUGCCAGCGCUGUGCGUGCCCGCUGCCGGAUCCAGACAGCCAAUUCUCCCCUACCUGUGAGAGUCAGGGCUUUGGGUACAGAUGCACUGCCUGUCAGCCUGGCUACACUGGGCAGUACUGUGAACGAUGCGCUACUGGGUACGUGGGUAAACCUCUCGAAGGGACAAAGUGUCGCCCAUUCAACCCCUCACCCCUGGUAGUCCACGUGUAUCCGGAGAGGACAGUCGUCUCCCAGGACAGUGAUGUCACCCUGCGAUGCCAGGUCACUGGAACUCCACCCCAUUACUUCUAUUGGACAAGAACAGAUGGGCGUGCCUUGCCAAGCAGCGCUCAAACACAGCGAGACGGUAAAGAGCUGCAUUUCUCCCGUAUUCAGCCCAGUGAUGCCGGGGUCUAUGUCUGUACCUGUAGGGAUCUGCGCAAUUCCAACACCAGCCGAGCUGAGAUCAUAGUAACUGCUGCUCCCUCCAAAGCCAUUGAAGUGACGGUAGAGGAACCCAAAGAGCAGAGUGUGAGCCCUGGGUCUACUGUCAGCUUCAUCUGCACUGCUCGGAGCAAGUCUCCAGCUUAUACUCUGGUCUGGACCCGACAAAACAAUGGCAAGCUUCCGGACCGGGCUAUGGACUUCAACGGCAUCUUGACCAUCCACAAUGUGCAGCCAGAGGAUGCUGGCAUCUAUGUGUGCACAGGCUCCAACAUGUUUGACAUGGAUGAGGGCACUGCACUCCUCUACGUAGCAGCUGCCUCACAGACACAGAUGUUUUACCAAGCCUAUGAAAUGUUAGAAGGGCAUAGAGCGCCUGUUGCAGGGGUCCAGCCCGUAGCGACCAUCACCCCCCCAGUCCUGACCGUCCAGCAGGGCCAGCGCGCAGAGUUCCGCUGUACAGUCACUGGAAACCCUCAGCCUGCGAUUGAGUGGUUCGGGGGCCAGGGCAACAGGAUCUCUCCCAGUGCAAUCAUUCAAGGAGGCGUCCUCCAGAUCCCUGCAGUAGAGCGCUCAGACGAGGCAGAGUACAUCUGCAGAGCGCUCAAUAUCCACGGAGCUCACUCAGCCAGGGCUGUACUAUACGUGCACAGUGCCAGUUUGCCCCACGUCCAGGUGAGCCCCCAGCGCAUAGAGGUCAGUGAGGGGGAGCCAGUGAGACUGUACUGCCGGGCCGGAGGAACCCCCAGCCCAGCUUUGACUUGGAAGAAGCUGGAUGGAGAGCUGCCAAAACAGGCAAUACCCUCUCGCGGCUUUCAUCAGUUUAAAAGCAACAGCCUCGAUGUUUUACAGAGACGUAUUGAGGAGCUGCAGGCUCGCAUGGAAAGGACCGACAUAGGGACCCUGGUGAUCCCCUCUGCUAAAGCCUCCGAUGCUGGGGUGUAUCUGUGUGUUGGCACCAACAGCAUUGGGUCUUCUGAAGGGCGAAUUGAAGUCUCUGUCGAAAGUGUUGCUGUUGCUCCAUUCUCAGUGACAAUCCAGCCAUCCCCAGCUUCAGUGCAAGAGGGCAAAUCGCUAGACUUGAAGUGCAUUGUGAGAGGAGCUCCCGCACCCAGCAUCACCUGGCACAGGUCAGGAGGACCCCUCGCCUCCAAUCACCAGGUGGUGGGCCCGCAGUUACGGAUCCUCCAGGCUACAUCUGCCGAUUCUGGGGAGUACAUCUGCCGGGCCAGCAGCAUUUCCGGAGUCCAGCAAGCCACUGUCUCUCUGUCCAUCACGGCCACCUCUUCCCGUCAGCAGACCCCCAUCAUCUCCAUUGAACCUCACAGUGCUUCAGUCAUUCAAGGACAGUCUGCCAGCUUCAGGUGCCGGGUCUACAGCGGGGCUCAGCCAAUCAGAAUCGAGUGGAAGAUGGCAAACAACCAACCACUGCUGGACAAUGUGAAGAUGACUCAAGACGGCUCCGUGAUCACAAUCAGCAACUCUCACCAUGGCAACCAGGGUGCUUACCGCUGUGUGGCCAGCAACCCCUUUGGAAUAACACACAGCAUCGUCUCCUUGUUGGUGCAAGCCCCUCCCACUGUGUCGGUGACCCCCCAGGGCCCUGUCCGGGUGAAAGUGGGCGAGCCCAUCAACCUGGAAUGCCUUGGCAUGGGUGAGCCUCGCCCGACAGUGAGCUGGCGCAGAGUGGACAGCACACAGAGAGUGGUUCUGCAGAGCCCUGUGCCAAUUGACAGCAAUGCAGUGAUGCAGGUUCUAGCAGCCCGUCCAGAAGAUGCAGGUACCUACACCUGUGUGGCAAGGAACCCAGUGGGCUCUGCUCAGAAGCAGGUGGAGGUGGUUGUGGAGGGUGGGUCUGUGGUCCCCACCAUCCCCAAGGUGUCUGUCGCAGAGCCCAUGGUAAUCGCAGUGGAGCGAGGGACCACCACACUGCGCUGCACAGCCACUGGUUACCCAAUCCCGACUAUCACGUGGUCCAAACUGAGAGCCCCUUUGCCUUGGCAGCACAAAGUGGUCAACAACAGCCUUGUCAUCCCGAAUCUGGGCCGGCAGGACUCUGGGCAGUACAUCUGCAAUGCCACUAACGCCGCUGGUACCUCCGAAAUAACCAUCAUGCUAGACGUGGAGAGCCCCCCUUACGCCACAUUGCUCCCUGACGAUCUCACCGUGAGGGUGGGCGAGGUGAUCAGGCUGCAGUGCCUGGCCCACGGGACCCAUCCUCUCCAGUACCACUGGUCCAAGGUGAAUGGCACCCUCCCCACCAGGGCGGAGGUACAGGAAGGAACCCUCCAGAUCAACCUGGCCACUGCAGCAGACUCAGGAACCUACAAGUGUGUGGUCAAAAACAAUGUGGGCACCACCGAUGCCCUGGCCAAAGUGAAUGUUAGAUUGCCAUUCAGAGAACACUCAUCUCCCCCUUCUGUGUUGGCAGCACCCCCCUCUGUGUUGGCAGCCCCUCCCACUGUGUCGGUGACCCCCCAGGGCCCUGUCCGGGUGAAAGUGGGCGAGCCCAUCAACCUGGAGUGCCUUGGCAUGGGCGAGCCUCGCCCUGCAGUGAGCUGGCGCAGAGUGGACAGCACACAGAGAGUGGUUCUGCAGAGCCCUGUGCCAAUGGACAGCAAUGCAGUGAUGCAGGUUCUAGCAGCCCGGCCAGAAGAUGCAGGUACCUACACCUGUGUGGCAAGGAACCCAGUGGGCUCUGCUCAGAAGCAGGUGGAGGUGGUUGUGGAGGGUGGGUCUGUGGUCCCCACCAUCCCCAAGGUGUCUGUCGCAGAGCCCAUGGUAAUCGCAGUGGAGCGAGGGACCACCACACUGCGCUGCACAGCCACUGGUUACCCAAUCCCGACUAUCACGUGGUCCAAACUGAGAGCCCCUUUGCCUUGGCAGCACAAAGUGGUCAACAACAGCCUCAUCAUCCCGAAUCUGGGCCAGCAGGACUCGGGGCAGUACAUCUGCAAUGCCACUAACGCCGCUGGUACCUCCGAAAUAACCAUCAUGCUAGACGUGGAGAGCCCCCCUUACACCACAUUGCUCCCCGACGAUCUCACCGUGAGGGUGGGUGAGGUGAUCAGGCUGCAGUGCCUGGCCCACGGGACCCAUCCUCUCCAGUACCAGUGGUCCAAGGUGAACGGCACGCUCCCCACCAAGGCAGAGGUGCAAGAAGGAACCCUCCAGAUCAACCUGGCCACUGCAGCAGACUCAGGAACCUACAAGUGUGUGGUCAAAAACAAUGUGGGCACCAGCGAUGCCCUGGCCAAAGUGAAUGUUAGAUCUCCCCUGUCAGUGCGGGUGUCCCCACAGGUUGAGGUGAAGGGGCGUGGCAGCACUGUGGAAUUCACCUGCUCGGCCACAGGUGGUACCAAAACCAGGAUUGAGUGGCUGAAGGAGGGCGGCAGUCUCCCGCCAAAUCACCACAUCGACAACGGAGUGCUUAGGAUUGAGAACCUGGAGCAGGGCAAUGAAGGUAUCUAUGUCUGCAGAGCCACCAAUAUGUUUGGCCAGGCCCAGGACAGCGGCAAGCUUACCGUACAAGCCCUUCCUAAGGUGAUGAUCAACGUGCGGACCUCAGUUCAGACUGUCAUGGUGGGGAACCAGGUGGAGUUUGAGUGCCAGGCUAUCGGGGAUCCCCAGCCCACUGUCACCUGGAGCAAGGUGAAUGGGAGACUGCCCUCCCACAUCAUCGUCCAAGGGGGGAUGCUGAAGAUCGAGCAGGUCAAGGAGGCCGACGCAGGGCACUACCGCUGCACCGCCACCAACACGGUGGGCUCAGUCCAGUCAGAGGUCGUCCUGAAUGUUCAGUCCAUUCCUCAGAUUGCUGCACAGCCUAAAGUGAAGGAGGUCACUGUGGGGUCAACUGCAGUCUUCCCAUGCAUGGCUUCAGGAUACCCGGCUCCAGACAUCAAAUGGACAAAGAUGGAAGGAAACCUCCCGCAGAGUGCUCGAGUGGAAGACCAUGUUCUGACAAUCCCGUCGGUGACCCCAGAGCAUUCUGGGACCUACAUCUGCACAGCCUCCAACAAACAAGGCAAAGUGCAGGCCUUCUCCCUGCUCACAGUAAGAGAACGCGUGGUGCCAUAUUUUACCCAGACUCCUCUGUCGUACCUCACGCUGCCCACCAUUAAGAAUGCAUACAAGACAUUCAACAUCAAAAUAACCUUCAGACCAGACACAGCUGAUGGUCUCAUUCUGUACGCUGGUAUGAUUAUCUAUAAUGGGCAGAAAAAGACGACCGGCGCAGACUUCAUUUCCUUUGGGCUUGUGGGCGGCAGGCCUGAAUUCAGGUUUGAUGUGGGCUCAGGCAUGGCUACAAUCCGCUACCCAACCUCCAUUAAACUGGGAGAGUUCCACACAGUGGUGCUGUACCGCAGUCAGACCCAGGGAGCUAUUGUAGUGGAUGAUCAGGCUCCCGUCAACGGCAGCUCUCAGGGUAAAUUCCAAGGCCUCGAUCUGAACGAGGAGCUCCAUGUGGGUGGUUACCCCAACUUUGCUGUCAUUUCUAAAACCACAGGGCUCAACAGUGGAUUUGUUGGUUGUAUCCGGCAGCUGAUCAUCCAAGGUGAUGAGGUGAUCUUCAAAGACCUGGACCAGAACUCCACAGGCAUCUCCGACUGCCCUACCUGCACAGAUCAGCCAUGCCAGAACGGAGGUGUAUGUGAGGACUCUGAGACCAGCAGUUACAUCUGUGACUGUCCCAUAGGAUUCACUGGAAGCAACUGUGAACAUUACUCAGCAUUGCACUGCCACCCAGAGGCCUGUGGACCAGAUGCCACCUGCAUCAACAGGCACAGUGGACUGGGUUACGAUUGCAGGUGCCAUCUGGGCAAGUCAGGAGACAAGUGUAUGAAGGGUGUCUUGGUGACUUCCCCUUCCUUUAACGGAGAAGACUCUUAUAUCUCUUAUCCUCCCAUGACCGUCGUUCACAAUGACCUGCGAAUGGACCUGGAGUUCAAACCCCUCGACUCCGAUGGGCUGCUGUUCUUCAGCGGGGGAAAGAAGAUGAAGGUUGAGGACUUUGUCUCCUUGGCAAUGGUGGAUGGGCACGUGGAGUUCCGCUUCGAGCUGGGAACAGGCAUGGCUGUGCUGCGCAGUCCCAAGCCGGUAGCACUGGGCAAGUGGCACCGCAUCAUGGCCGAACGCAGCAGCAAAGAUGGCACGCUGCGAGUGGACCACCAGAAAGAGAUCAAGAGGUCAUCCCCGGGGAAAGCUCAAGGUCUGAACAUCCACACCCCAAUGUACCUGGGUGGGGUCCCCAACAUGGCAAUCCUGCCCGAACCUGCCAACAUCAGCCGUCUCUUCCACGGGUGCAUUGGAGAGCUUUCCAUCAAUGGGAAGAAGGUGGACGUCUCGUACAGCUUCACUGACAGCAGGAACAUUGCGCAGUGCUAUGACGAGAGCCCCUGUGACCGCAUGCCCUGUCUCCAUGGGGGCUCAUGCCUGCUCACAGGAGAAUUCGAGUACCAGUGUGUCUGCCGGGACGGAUAUGAAGGGGAUCGUUGUGAGAUCUUCCAGGACAUGUGUCUGUCAGGAAAUCCCUGCAAGAAUGGAGGGAGCUGCAGCAUUAAUCAGUGUGUGUGUCUGCUGGGAUUUACUGGGCAGUUCUGUGAAGAAGGACUGACUGACACGGAACCAGAGUGGCAUGCAGAGGGUAGCGGAGGGAAUGAUUCUCCUGUUCAGUUCUCUGCGUAUUUCCACGAUGAUGGCUACGUGGCCUUACCCAAGCCAAUGUUCCCAAGAAGCUCACCAGAGGCUCCUGAAACCAUUGUGCUGGAGGUGCACACCACAUCGGCGGAUGGGCUGAUGCUGUGGCAGGGAGUGGACCCCAGUGGUGUAUCCCUUCCGCUGCAUGAUUUUAAUGAGGAGCUGGGAGAAGAUGGAAAAAGCAAGGACUUUGUGAGCCUGGGUUUACAAGAUGGACAUCUGGUCUUCGGCUACCAGCUGGGCAGUGGUGAAGCUAGAAUCGUGUCCGAAGAUCCGAUUAAUGAUGGAGACUGGCACAAGAUAACUGCAGUGCGGGCUGGGAGAGUAGGUUCAAUCCAAAUCGAUGGAGACGACAUUGUGACAGGAGAGUCGGGAGGAAGCAAGGUCAUGGUCAACACCAAAGGCAACAUCUACCUAGGUGGGGCUCCAGAUAUCUUCACACUCACUGGAGGGAAAUUCUCCUCCGGUAUCACAGGUUGCAUAAGGAACGUAGUGUUAAUGAACGCCAGACCAGGAGACCAGCCACAGCAGCCCAUUGAUCUUCAGGUUCACGCUGAGGAAGGCGUUCACGUGGAGAAGUGCCCUUCGUAGGCCAUUUACAAAGACAAAACAGAGACUUUGGAGGAAGAAACACACACGCAUAUACCAAAAAAAAAAAAAAAAAAAAAAAGGUGCUUUGCUGCUACCAAAAAACUAAAGGAUUGUUCUCUUAUAUGAAUACCAAAAAAAAAAAAAAUGAACAAGAAGUCUUUUUGAAAUCCACCUCAGUGUUGUUUUCUGAAUGAAGGAUUAUGACAAACCUACCAUCCAGGUCGGGUUACAUAUUAGCAACAGUAGCCAUAUACAUCGCUGUAGCCCUUUGACAAUCCUAUGGAGUUUGAUAUGUUUUUACAGCACUGAUUUUUUUCUUUUCUUUUUUUGAAUAUUAAGGGGGGGGGGGGGACAAACUAACCCUGUUCUGUUAUUUUAAUUUCUAGAGCCUGGGUUCUCAUACAGUGUUGUAUGGCUUUGUGGCCUAGCUGUGUUAAUACUUGAAGACGUUUAGGCCUCGUCUUUUAAUUUCUGUCUUUCGUUUUGUCCUGCGAACCACCUGGUUAGAAUGCUCAGAGCCUUAACUCAAGGAAGGGUAAUCAAAGACACCAUGUAACAAUAUUGCCUACGCCUGGACAAAAUAAAGAGAUUGCGCUCAGCAUUUAUUUUCAGCUCCCCUCACGCGACUGACUAUUACAUUUUGAGCCACUGUUACACCUGUAAAACUCUUUGGAUCGUGACAAUACUUAAUACAAUGGUGCUAAGUUAGGGAAUUUAAUCCCCAAACAAUUUUUUUUUUCUUUUUUAAAUAUAUUUCCUUUUGGUUGCCACGGCGUCCCUGGAAAUUGAAUUUCAUACUUCAGGCACUUUUAUAAUACAAUAUAGGUCACCAAAACCAGAUAGUCAGGUUUGCGUUUCCAUCCCAUCUCUGGUGUAUUAUUUUUGUGUGAGAGCAGUAAUGCUCUAAUUUAAACUGCCAUCCGAGUCCGAAAAGCUUUUUAAAAUGUUAUUCAACAAUUUUUAACAGAAGCUUUCUCUCAUCGUGUCGUGUAGAAUUUCCGUUGAAGACCUCAGGAGAGCCUCGUAAAACUGCCUCACAGGGACACCGUCCCAUUUCAGGUCCACACGAUGGUUUAGCUUAGGAAGAAUAUUAGGUUUUAGCACUUGUUGAAAUGGCAGCCUGAUACCAAAGUCAAACAAGAACCUGUAAGUAUGUGUUAUUUAGUAAGCAGUAGAAUUACAAAUAUGACAAAGUUAUUGCUGAGUUUGUGUUUGAUAAUGGUGCUCAACGCCUUCUUUUGGUCCUGCCUGAGCAUAUUUGCCAGGGAUGGUUGACUCUGUUACUGUUGUGACAGGGGUUCACAAACAUGUCACUUUUAUAUAUGUUAGGGUAUUGCAUUUUAAACUGGCACUGUCAUUGCAUCUAACAUUGCAGUUUCGUUUUAAAGCCUACAAUAGCCUCACCUCUCUAACAAUGCACAAUGCUCCUUUUUCAAUCAGAGCUUUUAAAAACUUCAAAAGUAAUCAAAACCUGAUUUAAAACAGGAUUUUCAAGAAGAUUGGGAUUAAAAUGGUGAUUUAAAAGUGAGAGAAAAUGGGGCUUUGCAGCUUUCAAAUAACCUGUUUAGUUUAUUUUACGUUAUUUAAUGUACAUGUUCAAGAUCGUCGGGCAUGUUUUGUAGAUAAAAGCCUGCUUUCUGGUUCCAAGCUGAUAACAUCUGCCCAUGAACUAGUGGGACCGAUUUCUGUGUGAUUCUGUCUGUUGGUUUACAUGGCACCAGAAAUCCUUUUAAAUCCCAAAGGCUAAACAACAAACAAUAACAAACACAACAACGAACGUUUCGAAAAAAGAGCAUGCAAUCAGAUCGUGAAUUCUAUUUGCCACGUACAUGCUGCAUUCCGAACGUUCAUGGGCAGAGGUUUUAAUCGAAGCAUUUUCCUUGAUUUAAUAAAUAUUGUUAGUAAUAAAGAGAAUUAUGUUUGAAACAUGCCUAUCUAUUUUAAAUUUGAAAAAUAACACAGCAUCAUUGUGAACUAGUGAACAUGUUUUAAUUCGGGACACCACAAAAGGGAAAUAUCGGAAUCUUAUUGAACACAGUGAGUCAUGAGAGACUUGACGUAGGUGCCUAAUCUUCAGCUGUCUGAGACGUGAGUCCACUAUAUGCCAUCUCUAUUUAAAUGGACGCAAUGUUAGCUCAACUGUUACAUUAGAUGGUGAAAAUUCCAUUAUGCAAACUCUCAUUGGGUUUUUAAUACAGUAGAAAAGCGUUUAUGUGAAAUGUAGAUAUGGCCAAGGAGGCAACGAAUCAGUAUUUUAAAUGAAUUGCUUUUAAGUAUAAGGACUGGAUAUUCUUUUUAUGUUUUCAAAAGUAGUAGAGUACACUGCAGAGACAUUUUCGAUAGAAACUAGGAACUGGUGUCCUUUUAGUUUUAUACAACAGGAUCUGUUUUUAUUUUGAAUGCAUUAAUACAAAGUUUGGGGGCAAAUGUUACACUAGUGCAAAUGGAAGAACUAUUGGGCAGUUUUGUGGUUGAGAGCUUUUGGUCUGUUCUCUAGAAUUUGGGCAAUUGUCUUUUAAUUGCUGUAACCCAGAAAAAGUGCAAAAUCUGUGACCUUUUCUAAAUGUUGUUGUUUUAUUAAUUUUAGUUUUAUUCACUCUAGUUGCAGCUUUAAUACUACUGAAUUUCAUUGUGUAUUUUUAUUUUUAUUUUUUAGCUGACAUCUAUAGUUUUUUAGAUUUUGUUUGUUAGUUUUAUUUUUGGGGUUUAAAUACUCAUGCUACUUCAUUCAGACGUGUAUCUUUGCUUUCAUUAAACUUCUCGACCCGACACAGAAAGAGUUGUUGAAACGCGCUUCUGUUUUUUUGUUUGUUCCUUGUCGAGUUGCACAGUUGUUUUGGUUCAAUGUGAUUUAAUAACAACCACAUGAGAGCAUUUUUCAAUAUUGUUGUUUUAAUGUAUUAUGUACUCCUCUACUAUUGAAUGUAAUCAUUUUUAUUAACUGUAUUUCUGGAUUAUUCCUUCUUCUUAAACACCCAAUUACAACCCCUUUAAACUGUACAUGAAGUACAAUCUGGAGCAUGCCUGCUCGCUAUUAAAAUCACACCACAGCAA
Molecule: messenger RNA, 15684 nt
Organism: Polyodon spathula (Mississippi paddlefish)
Lineage: Eukaryota; Metazoa; Chordata; Actinopteri; Acipenseriformes; Polyodontidae
Product: basement membrane-specific heparan sulfate proteoglycan core protein-like
Exons: 94
Coding region: 298-12630 (4110 amino acids)
Molecular function (GO): calcium ion binding; protein binding
Source: RefSeq, a predicted model, not a curated record